AUGGAUGAACGCUUCACCCUCUCUGUCAUGGAUGCUAUGGUUGCCCUUAGUUUGAAGAUGUAAUCUGGAGACAGGUGUUUUAUACAACAGCCUUCUGUGUUCUCUUUUCGUCUCCCACCGCAUUUGUUAUCAUACUCUGCUUCCAAAACAUUCUACUGAUUUCAAAACUCGGUCAACUUCUUCCGUGACAACAUCACUGUCAUCAGAAGACUCUACAAUGUCUGGUUCAAUGAAAAUGUUUAUACAGUGGCUUGCGAAAGUAUUCACCCCCCUUGGCAUUUUUCCUAUUUUGUUGCCUUACAACCUGGAAUUAAAAUGGAUUUUGGGGGGAUUUGUAUCAUUUGAUUUACACAACAUGCCUACCACGUUGAAUAUUUUUUAUUGUGAAACAAACAAGAAAUAAGACAAAAAAACAGAAAAUUUGAGCAUGCAUCACCACCCCCAAAGUCAAUUCUUUGUAGAGCCACCUUUUGCAGCAAUUACAGCAGCAAGUCUCUUGGGGUAUGUCUCUAUAAGCUUGGCACAUCUAGCCACUGGGAUUUUUGCCAAUUCUUCAAGGCAAAACUACUUCAGCUCCUUCAAGUUGGAUGGGUUCCGCUGGUGUACAGCAAUCUUUAAGUCAUACCACAGAUUCUCAGUUGGAUUGAGGUCUGGGCUUUGACUAGGCCAUUCCAAGACAUUUAAAUGUUUCCCCUUAAAGCACUCGAGUGUUGCUUUAGCAGUAUGCUUAAGGUCAUUGUCCUGCUGGAAGGUGAACCUUUGUCCCAGUCUCAAAUCUCUGGAAGACUGAAACAGGUUUCCCUCAAGAAUUUCCCUGAAUUUAGCGCCAUCCAUCAUUCCUUCAAUUCUGAUCAGUUUCCCAGUCCCUGCCGAUUAAAAACAUCCCCACAGCAUGAUGCUGCCACCACCAUUCUUCACUGUGGGGAUGGUGUUCUCGGGGUGAUGAGAGGUGUUGGGUUUGUGCCAGACAUAGCGUUUCACUUAAUGGCCAAAAAGCUCAAUUUUUUGUCUCAUCUGAACAGAGUACCUUCUUCCAUAUGUUUGGGAGUCUCCCACAUGGCUUAAGUAAUUGCUUUUUUCUGGCCACUCUUCCGUAAAGCCCAGCUCUAUGGAGUCUACGGCUUAAAGUGGUCCUAUGGACAGAUACUCCAAUCUCCGCUGUGGAGCUUUGCAGCUCCUUCAGGGUUAUCUUUGUUGCCUCUCUGAUUAAUGCCCUACUUGCCUGGUCCAUGAGUUUUGAUGGGCGGCCCUCUCUUGGCAGGUUUGUUGUGGUGCCAUAUUCUUUCAAUUUUUUUAUAAUGGAUUUAAUGGUGCUCCGUAGGAUGUUCGAAGUUUCUGAUAUUUUUUUAUAACCCAACCCUGAUCUGUACUUCUCCACAACUUUGUCCCUGACCUGUUUGGAGAGCUCCUUGGUCUUCAUGGUGCCGCUUGCUUGGUGGUGCCCCUUGCUUAGUGGUGUUGCAGACUCUGGGGCCUUUCAGAACAGGUGUAUAUAUACUCAGAUCAUGUGACAGAUCAUGUGACACUUAUAGUCGCUACAUUUCCGUUUUUUAUUUUUUUGAAAAAAUUACUUUUUUUCAUUUCACUUUACCAAUUUGGACUAUUUUGUGUAUGUCCAUUACAUUUAAUCCAAAUAAAAAUCAAUUUAAAUUACAGGUUGUAAUGCAACAAAAUAGGAAAAAACGCCAAGGGGGAUGAAUACUUUUGCAAGGCAUUGUAGGCUUCCUGGAACGGAUCACGUCAUAUUAUCCAUUUAUUUCAACCAAUCAUCAGUCAUCUGAGUCAGUUUAGUACACGUUGAGUUCCCUUCUCUAGAUGCAUGCUGAAAGUCAGUAGUUAAUUUGAUCUCUGAAAAAAGAGCAUUGUAUUUGGUCAAACACAAUUCUCUCCAUCAGUUUACUAAGAAGAGGCAGCAAACUGAUUGGGCGGCUGUUAGAGCCAGCAAAGGGUGUUUUAUUAUUUUUAGGCAGUGGAAUUACUUUAGCUUCCUGUGGACACACUCCUUUAGGCUUUGGUUAAAGAUAUAGCAAAUAGUGGUGGCAACACAGUCUGCUACCAUUCUCAAUAGUUUCCCAUCUAGCUUGUCUAUACCUGGUGGCUUAUCAUUAUGGAUGGAUAACAAUAGUUUUUCCACCUCUCCCACACUAAUUUCACCAAAUUCAAAACAAUCCUUCUCUUUCAUUAUUAUAUAUUUUAUUUUAAAUAUAUGAUGGUUCACUCUUCAAUAUUGUCGUCCCACUUCAGAGUUUUUUCACUUUGCUAGUGAAAUAGUCAUUGAAAUUAUUGACAAUAUGGAAAAGUUUUGUAAUAAAUGACCCAUCAACUUCAAUGAACGAUGGAGAUGAAUUGGGUUUUCUGCCCAUGAUAUCAUUUAAGGUACUCAAGUAUUUUUUUCAAUUGUGUUUCAUGUCAUUAAUCGUGGUUCAGUAAUAUAGUUUCUUUUUUUUGUUAAAAGUUUAGUCACAAAAAUGUCUCAAUUGACUGUCUGUCAACCAAUCAGCUGAGCAGCCUUUUGCAUAAUUUUCUUUGAAACAUAACAUGUUUCAGUUCAUCAUCAAUCCAGUUCUCACAGUUAGUUUCUAACAGGUGCAACAAUUGGCUUGAAUACUUUUACAAAUACUUACAGUGCUGCAUCUGGAUUCACUGUCGUUAAUGGUGCAGAGCAAUACACUCUCAGUUCCCAUUGGCUGAUUAGUGACCAUAACAUUGUGGCAAUAACGAAGAAGGCCUAAAGUAAUUUAUGAUACAUCAUACAAAAGGUUCUCAGGUCACAGUUAUUUUGUGUUUCUUCCAUUUGCGAAUAAUCGCACCAACUGUUGUCACCUUCUCACCAAGCUGCUUGGCGAUGGUCUUGUAACCCAUUCCAGCCUUGUGUAGGUCUACAAUCUUGUCCCUGACAUCCUUGGAGAGCUCUUUGGUCUUGGCCAUGGUGGAGAAUUUGGAAUCUGAUUGAUUGAUUGCUUCUGUGGACAGGUGUCUUUUAUAUAGGUAACAAACUGAGAUUAGGAGCACUCCCUUUAAGAGUGUGCUCCUAAUCUCAGCUCGUUACCUGUAUAAAUGACACCUGGGAGCCAGAAAUCUUUCUGAUUGAGAGGGGGUCAAAUACUUAUUUCCCUCAUUAAAAUGCAAAUCAUUUAUAACAAAAAAAAAUUCUGGAUUUUUUUUUUGUUAUUCUGUCUCUCACUGUUCAAAUAAACCUACCAUUAAAAUUAUAGACUGAUCAUUUCUUUGUCAGUGGGCAAACAUACAAAAUCAGCAGGGGAUCAAAUACUUUUUUCCCCUCACUGUACAUGAUUCCAUAUGUGUUAUUUCAUAGUUUUGAUGUCUUCACUAUUAUUCUACAAUGUAGAAAAUAGUAAAGAUAAAGAAAAACCCUGGUAGGUGUGUCCAAACUUUUGACUGGUACUGUAUGUAAUCUUGGUUUAAACUCCGCUGUCUGUAUUCUGUCUCUAAAUGUUGUCUAUCACUAGCAGCACCAUAUCACCAAGUAACAUUCAGAGAAUGUGUAAAUGUACUUGGUGAAGGUUUAGUGUAUGAAAUCACUCACACUCACACACACACACACACACAUAAACACACACUCACACACGCACGCACACACACAGACACACAAACAAACAAGCACGGAUGGACGCACACACACACACACACACACACACACACACACUUGUCCUCGUCCGUAAACCAUGAGUUUUUUCCUCUCUCUGUGUAUUACAGGAAGAUGUGGAGCGCACCCUCCACCAGGGAGGAGGAGUCUACUCAGGGCUCCGCCCCUCCUCCUCCAGGUACCAACAGGCCAAACAGAGAGAGAGAGACCGUCAGCUGCUGCAGGACGUCGUCUCCCUCUAUCUGUCCUCUUCGCCUGCACAGCCCUUGUUCCGCCACCGGGGGGCAGCAGCCUCACCCUACUACGAGGAACCAGAGCUGCCUCUGGACUUUGUGGAGGACUACAGUCUGACGGAGCAGGCUACGACCAGAGCCAGACAACAGCAGCAGAUACAGAAGCAACAGCAGAAGCUUCCACAGCAGGACUACAGCUCUCUGGCUGGGCUGGAUGGUGAGUUAGUGGAACUGCUGUCUUAGUGGAACUCCACCAUUGGGCUGGAUGGUGAGUUAGUGGAACUGCUAUAGGCUACGAAGUGCAUGCUGGGAGAAGCACAGAGCAAAGUUAUAUUUCUAAGAUAGCUGCUGGGAUGGUGUAAAUAAAACUAGGCUGCAUUACACACUGCAAUGGAUAUUCCCACCCUGAGCCACCGCCUGCUCUGCUCUUGUUGGUCAAAAACGAUUUUGUGUGCUGCUUGACCAAUGGCUGUGCUGUGUAGGCCAACGGUGGCAGUUCAGGAGGAGAGUCAAAGGCUUCUUCCGAAAAUAGUUUUUGAUUAGGCCUCGUCCAAAUAAUGCACUCUCUUGCUCGCAAUCUAUCCUAUAGCCUAUGAUCUGUUCAGUUUGACAAGGAGCGCGCCAAGAUGAGAAGGAGGACUGGAGGUCAACUUUGAUAGUUUGAUACUACUAGAAUUGAUUUGAAUUAUAACAAUAUGUUUCUUGCCCAUAAUGUUUUUAUCAGAGUUAUUGACCUCACAAUAAGCCAGAUUCGAGUAAUUUACAUUGUGGUGCUCAAACUUGAAGCAGCAGUCGCGGCACAAUCAAUCGGAAAUGGGCAGCUCAUGGUGCUGGAAGUAGGCAUAAUUCAUUUCAACCGUCUUCAUUUUAAUUAGACUUUACUAACAACAAGAGGGCUUUGUGUUGGAGUCUAUUUCUUCCUAUUUAAGAAAUAAGAGGUAGGCCUUCCUGUUUGACAGAAGAAAUUAGGCUAUAGGAUGCUAUAUCCAUAGAUUUGUUGGUCAAUUCCUCCACCCACCAAGGAAAUAAAUAAAUAUAAUAUAAUAUAUAAAUAAUAAAUAAAAAAGGGCUGUUAAGUUAAAACCAGGACUUGAAUUGAGGGGGUAUGAGGGGAUAUGAGGGGGUAUGAGGGGAUAUGAGGGGGUAUGAGGGGGUAUGAGGGGGUAUGAGGGGAUAUGAGGGGGUAUUAGGGGAUAUGAGGGGGUAUAAGGGGAUAUGAGGGGGUAUGCCACAGGCCUACUUUUUAUUAAAGAAAAUGGAGGAAAAAAGUUUGCAAAUAAAUUCAUAAAAAAUCCUACAAUGUGAUUUUCUGGAUUUUCUUUUCUCAAUUUGUCUGUCAUAGUUGACGUGUACCUAUGAUGAAAAUUACAGGCCUCUCUCAUCUUUUUAAGUGGGAGAACUUGCACAAUUGGUGGCUGACUAAAUACUUUUUUUCUCCACUGUAUAAAGUGAUCUGUAACAGCGCUUUGGUCCGCGAUGCUUUAUGCUACAAACAAGCUGUAAAAUCCCGGGGAAAGACGUGACUCCGAUAUCAUUGUUUAGUUUCUUUCAUAUUCAGAUGCUGAGCUACAACCUUCUACAGCCGAGGAGACAAACAAUGGACUUUGCUUGGGAAGUAAUCUAAUUCUGUCACUAUCAAUUGAUUAAGCUAUUCACUUUCUGUAUAAUAGAAGAUGUUUAAACCCAGACAGCUUUUAGGGAACCACUUGUGACCCUCUCUCGUUGGGUUAAGCCAUGGAAGAAGAGUAGCCAGCAGUUAAAUCUUACAUUUUGUCUGCGUCGGUAGGCCUACUGUCUGGGGUGGAAAGGUAGGCCUAACUUUUGAAAGUACCAUGCUCAGAUUCCUAAAGAUGUAAUUAUUUGCAAACAGGGACAGUCUCGUUGCAAAUAAGACACACUGAUUUGGCAUUGGAGAAAUAUGAUAAGAUGAACACACAGGCCUAUCUCUCUGUCCAUUCUUAGCCUGUCAGAUAAACACAUAGGACUAUCUCUCUGUCCAUUCUUAGCCUGUCAGAUAAACACACAGGCCUAUCUCUCUGUCCAUUCUUAGCUUUGUCAGAUGAACACAUAGGACCAUCUCUAUGAUUCUGCUAAUAUGUAAAAUGACGUAGAAUUGCCUGAAAUUUUUAUAAAAGUGAGUAUUACAUUGUUAUUGAUUAUUGCAUUGUUGGGUUUUGCGUUUGCAAGAAAGGCAUUUCACUGUACUUGUGACUAGCUAUGUGACAUUAAAACUUGAAACUAAAAGGCAAUUCUUUCCUCGGACUUGCAAAUACGAUGAUAGAUUCAUGCAGUGCUUUUACUAUAAAGGAGAUCUUUCCACCCCAACCCUUGUCCACGUUGGUCUGUGAACCCACAACCUUCUGGCCUCAGCCCUGUCUAUCAAAAUUCCUGCGUUGUCAUGUAAUGCUGACAGGACGAAGAACAGUUUUUAAAACGGCAUAUCUAAAGGCUCUGGUCUGUCCUAGGCGUGAGGGUAAACUGUAAGGAUGUUCUCUGCUAUCCACUUUGUGAUUUAAUUAUUAUUCUUGGUGUAGCGGAGGGUCACUUGUUCUUUUUCAAGCGUUCAGGAAGGGUUUAGGUCAAAUAUAUUUUGCAGAAGUGAGGGGCAUCCAUUUUCAUUUCAGAGAGGUCCUAUUUUCUCUAUGUAUCCUUUAUUAUAAAUAAUGUUGGAAUUAGACCAAGGAUGUUUCUAAAGGAAAUAGCAAUGGAGAACUUCAUCAAAUGUCUCCGAAGGUGUUGGCAGUAUGUUUUAAACUUUUACAGUUAAAAUUGGCUGUAUCUAACAGUUUCUGAAAGAAAGAAAAAAUAUUGCAAAUUGUUGUGGACCUUUAAUCAGAUCGUUUGAAUUCAAUAAUGUCUUGCGUUUACUUUUUCCUGAACCCAAAUAUGUUCCACUGCCCGCGAAUUCUGAAACAUUGUCUAGUAUGUCUACUCAAUAUUUUAUUUUUUGAACUACAGGCCUACUUACAGCGGUAGCCUACACAGGUCAAAGCAAACAGCCUCGUCUCAUAGACUAGAUGUAACAUAGGAAGCAUAAAUCCGGAACACUUCACACAUUAUGCUACGUUACGUUUGCUAUGGUCACAUAAGACGGUUACUUAAGGAAAAAACGAAAGCAGGGUGGUUGAUCUGGCUGAGUGUAUAAUGUGAACAUCUAGCAACCCGAAGGUUGCAAGUUCGAAUCUCGUCAUGGACAACUUUAGCACUUUUGCUAAUUAGCUACUUUUCAACCAGUUACUACUUUUGUAGCUAUACUGAACAAAAAAUAUAAAUGCAACAUGCAACAAUUUCAAAGAUUUUACUGAGUUACAGUUCAUAUAAGGAAAUCAACCACUAGAAAACUUUGCUUAUGCAUGGUAUAAAGUUUUGCGGGGACUGCAAACUAAGAACAUUCUCGCUUGAAGUUCAGUUUUGAUAAAUGCCAGCUUUUGCAUGCAUGUUUUGGGGUAAUAUUUUGUGUGUACGCAACUUUUAUAAAUCCGUCCCCUGGUGAACUCAUGUCUCUGUAGACUCCAUACUGAUCAGUGUCGGGGGAAAGCUACUCUGAAAAAUAUAGUUAACCAAGCUACCAAUUACAUCCCACUGGAAGAAGUUAAGCUAGACUAAAGCCACCCUUAAGAAAAAUAUAGUUUACAUAACUAAAGUUACUCUGAAAAAAGUAGUUACACUACAUCCAAACUACUUCGUGAAAUAUUAUCAUAUCUAAAUAUGAAAUAUUAUAGACUACAAUUUGCAAGAACAGAUCACUCUGGAGUCAGAUCUUAACGGAAUGUGUUUUUUUAGCCUAUUAAACACAAAAACUAUAUUUGAAGUGAGAAUUAGGUCAGUCUGAUGCCAAAAAAGAAAGACAAUGAUUUCCUGCUUUACUUUAUGUUCUCUUUUUUGUUGUUGUUGCUAAAUAAGUAAAUAAAAUAAAUAAGUAGUUAACUACACCACUACAUGACAAAAAAAAAAUAUAUGAACUACUGAAAACACUACCAAGAUUUGAAUUGAAUUCAACUACCACCAAGCUACAGCAAAAUGUAAUUCAAUUACUAGUUCAACUACAUAUAGUUCACCACUGAAUAUUACCCCAAAACAUGCACUGCUGAUACUGACAUAGUCUCUCCUGUCCUGUGUAGAGUUGAUCCUGCAGCGUAUGACGGAGAUCCUGGAGAGGUACGGCGUUGACCCAAGAGACCUGACCCCCCAGCAGCUCUACAGACUUGCUGUUGCGCUGCAGCUGAUGCAGGCAGAGGACCAGGACAUCAUAGGUACGACUCGCAACACAUUAUAGUCAUCGAAUAAAUGAUACAGAUAUCCUUAUGUUUUUUUGCCUCCCAGUCUCUCCUUUUCAUUGGAUUUACAGUAUAUGCAACCUGGUCUAAGAGCAUUUCGUAUUAUUAUUCUGUGUGUAAGUCACUGCAUUUAGUCUGAUAUGUUACGUUUAAUAUGGUAUGUAUUAAUUUGUGGAUGUCCAUCACCCAUUUCAUAUGAUAUGUUAUUAAUUACAAUUCGUAUUAUAUGUUAUGAAUUUGCAAAAUGUACAAUAUGCUAUGAAUUUGCAAAACGUUUCAUAUGCUACGAAUUCUAGCUAGGUGGCUAACGUUAACUAGCUUGCUAAGGUAGGCUAGGGGUCAGGAGUUAGGAUUAAGGGUUAAGGUUAGGGUUAGGGUUAGGGGAAGUCACCCAAGUCAUGGACUGUUCUCUCUGCUACCGCACGGCAAGCGGUACCGGCGCGCCAAGUCUAGGUCCAAAAGGCUCCUUAACAGCUUCUACCCCCAAGCCAUAAGACUGCUGAACAAUUCAUCAAAUGGCCACCCGGACUAUUUACAUUGACCCUAUACUCCAUCUGCCUUGCUAAAACAUCUUUGUAAUGCUCUCUCUUGUUUUUCAGAUCCACUUACCAAUGAUCUAAAGGAGGUAUGUUAAGAUCAGAUAGGAGUAUACGGUACAUAACGACAUCAAAUGUGAUAUGGUCCUCUGUAGCUCAGCUGGUAGAGCACGGCACUUGUAACGCCAAGGUAGUGGGUUCGAUCCCCGGGACCACCCAUACACAAAAAUUUAUGCACGCAUGACUGUAAGUCGCUUUGGAUAAAAGCGUCUGCUAAAUGCCAUAUUAUUAUUAUAUGAUAAUAACAUGUUGUUUACUGUAACAUAAUGACCAUAUAACCAUUAUCGUCAUGUGUGUCCUCCUCCUCCUCCUCUUCCCUCUCCUCCUCUUCUUCUUCCUUCUCUUCCUCCUCCAUUUCUUCUUCUUCCUCCUCUUCCUCCUCCUCUUCCUCCUCCUCUACACAGAUGCAGCAGGUUCUUAAAAGCAGUGACACAGUGUCCAACAAGGCAGAUAAAGCUCCCGUCCUUGUCCCCCCUCCCUCCUCUGCCCCAGGGCCCAAGGUGGCCCCUGCUGCCACUAGUCCGCCCCUCACAGCACCUCUAGGGGGCAGCGUGACAGCCAAGGGCCCCUCUGUGGAUGUGGAAGGGAAGUUGAAAAGCUCCUAUGUCCCAGCGGGGCUACCGGCUGCUGAGAGAGGAACUGCAGCCAGGGAGGAGUAUGGAUACAUCGUCACUAACCAGAGGUCAGUCCUAGUAACGUACUGUGUGGAUCUCUAG
Coregonus sp. 'balchen' is the source of this 9429-nucleotide messenger RNA. NCBI's taxonomy places the organism in Eukaryota, Metazoa, Chordata, Actinopteri, Salmoniformes, Salmonidae. The record is from the annotation of a GenBank genome assembly.